This is a messenger RNA of Polypterus senegalus (gray bichir), 2718 nucleotides long. RefSeq names its product gamma-aminobutyric acid receptor subunit rho-2-like. The transcript has 9 exons. Gene Ontology annotation, cellular component: GABA-A receptor complex; membrane; synapse. NCBI's taxonomy places the organism in Eukaryota, Metazoa, Chordata, Cladistia, Polypteriformes, Polypteridae. Gene Ontology annotation, biological process: chemical synaptic transmission; signal transduction; monoatomic ion transmembrane transport. Gene Ontology annotation, molecular function: extracellular ligand-gated monoatomic ion channel activity; GABA-A receptor activity; neurotransmitter receptor activity. The record is from RefSeq and is a predicted model, not a curated record. The coding region runs from base 328 to 1815 and encodes 495 amino acids.
CCUUCUCUCACCCUCCCAGCACAGGUGAUUUAUUUAAAGCUUUGGCUAAAUUAUAUAAACAUCUCCACACCGAAAUAAUAAUCACCCCCAAACGGUGAAGCAGGCGGAAGCUGGGUGACAACGGGUCAGCUGUAUCACUACCAGCAGCUGUAGGAUGUGCAAACCAAUCAAAAAACAAGCGGCAUAAAGCUGCUUGGAAUCGCCCAACGUAUCAGUCUCGACUAUUUAAUCAAGUGGCAAAGACCUCUUGGUUAGCAAUGACUGCUGCACCGGUCGGGGAGUUCACUGCUUUAAAAAAAUAAAAGAAGAAAAGAAGAAGAUGUGCGGAUGCUCAGACUCGUGUGGACCUGGACUGACCGGCCUUCACAUACUACUUUCCGGACCGUACACACAAAACUCAUAAUGCGGUGCCGCGCCGAGCUCUUCUGCGUGCCGCUGUGGCUGCUGCUGGUCACAGCCGACAGCAAGAAGCAACCGAGCCGGGUCCGGAGGUGGACUGGCGCCGUGGACAGCCACAAGCACGGAGCUCCUCUGUCAAAGAAGACACAGGAUUUAACCAAAACCCGAAAAUUAAAAACUGAACAACUGCUCAGGGUUGAUGAUCAUGAUUUCACCAUGCGGCCCGCAUUUGCAGGUCCUGCAAUUCCUGUAGGUGUAGAUGUGCAGGUAGAAAGCUUGGACAGCAUUUCUGAAGUUGAUAUGGAUUUCACCAUGACACUUUACCUGAGGCAUUACUGGAAAGAUGAGCGUUUGUCCUUUCCAAGCACCACUAACAAAAGCAUGACCUUUGAUGGAAGGCUUGUCAAGAAGAUCUGGGUCCCUGAUGUCUUUUUUGUCCAUUCUAAGAGGUCCUUUAUCCAUGACACCACAACAGAUAACAUAAUGCUACGAGUGUUCCCAGAUGGCCAUGUUCUCUAUAGCCUGAGGGUUACCGUGACUGCCAUGUGUAAUAUGGACUUCAGCCGCUUUCCGCUUGACUCCCAGACCUGUUCUUUGGAGUUAGAAAGCUAUGCAUACACAGAUGAGGAUCUGAUGCUUUACUGGAAAAAUGGCGAUGAGUCUUUAAAAACAGAUGAAAGGAUAUCCUUGUCUCAGUUUCUUAUACAGAAGUUUCAUACAACUUCCCGGCUUGCCUUCUACAGUAGUACAGGUUGGUAUAAUAGACUUUACAUCAACUUCACACUUCGGCGGCACAUUUUUUUCUUCCUGCUACAAACCUAUUUCCCAGCAACUUUAAUGGUUAUGUUAUCGUGGGUAUCAUUUUGGAUUGACCGCAGGGCUGUACCAGCUAGAGUAUCGCUUGGUAUCACCACAGUUCUGACCAUGUCUACUAUAAUCACUGGAGUCAAUGCAUCAAUGCCUAGGGUCUCUUACAUCAAAGCAGUGGAUAUUUACCUCUGGGUCAGUUUUGUUUUUGUGUUCCUGUCUGUAUUGGAAUAUGCAGCAGUCAAUUACCUGACUACUGUUCAAGAAAGGAGAGAAAGAAAACUCAGAGAAAAGCAAUUGCCUUGUACUUGUGGAAUGUCCCACGCAAGAACAAUGAUGCUUGAUGGGACAUACAGUGAGGCAGAUGCCAACAGCCUGGCUGGCUACACCAGAACGCAGGUCUUACCUGAUGAACCAGAGAAGCAAGAAAGGAUGGUUGUGCAUUUAUCUAUGAGUAGUGAGUCAACAGCGACCAAAAAGAAAGGACUCAAAAAUUACAAAGGAUUUAAGAUUAUAAAGAACACUCACGCCAUAGACAAAUACUCCAGGAUGAUAUUUCCAGGCGCCUAUAUAUUCUUUAACCUAAUAUAUUGGUCUGUAUAUUGCUGAUUUCAAAGAAAAGAGACAAAAUGUGGAAAGACUACAGAUUUCAUUUUAGUUUGAAUGAAUUGUCUUUGUGCAGUUUACUCUAGGAAGAGAACGGAAGAACUUUGUUUUAUACUACAGAACCAGUGACAACAAUUUCAUUUGUCUCACAAGUUUACUUUUUUUGACGGAACUGGGUUAUGGCUCCUAAACAGAUAGAUUUCUCUUUUAGCUAUCUUGUUGCCAGGCUCAGACAUCUCAGUUCAUAACUCAACAAACAAAAAAGACAACAAAACCUAAUCUGCCGUAGGCAGUAAUAAAAAUAUAAAUAAAAAGAAGUCAGAGCAAGGAAAUGGAGUAGCCUGCUGUGCAAAACAGUAAAUAUUACUGUAGGUGCUGAAGCUUUGUCUCCUUAGUUUGUUUCAAAUAGUUCACCGUGUUCAUGCUGAAGGGUGGUCGGAAUAUGAUUGUACAAAUAGUUCAGUGUAUAAGCUAUAUCAUAAAUCAGUGCUUUGUGUUGCACUUUAAGCUGUGGUACAGUUAUGGGAAAACUGCACUGGGGAUACCAUUUGGGAUUGUAAUUUCAUGCUAAAGUAUGCUUUCACAUGAUUUCCAAAUAUUUGCACAUAAUGUACAUGGCACAGAUAAAGUGAUGAAACUAUGCUAUCCUUAAUGUACCUGUGUUCUGAAGUGUGUCUCAGAUGUUAAUGGUGAACACUGCUAUGCUUUAAAGAAAGUUUUCUGUUCUUUUUCAUACUGUCAGCUAACACAUUUCUGUGACUGGACUUGUCUUUGGAGUUUUGUCAAAAACAGAGCACCAUAUUGAAAGCUGAGGAAUAAACCAGUGAGAAGCAGUACAGGGGGUCCUCGGGUUACGACACAGUUACGUUCCUACAACAGUGAUGUAACCCGAAUUUUGGUGUAAGU